AUGUCGCGUGGUCCUUCUCCCAUCUCUCCCCCUCUUCCACCGCCAAAGGAUACCAUUCAUCCUUCUCCCUUUUCAUCUUUUCCCACUUCUCAAUCUUCCAAUCAUCUAGACCCAGAUCGACUCGCACAAGCGGUCAGAGAUUCAGUUCGUAUUUCAACCAAACCACAUCCGACAUCAUCUAGAGUUUCAUUACAACCCCAAACAAGAGAUCAAUCAUACGGACACGCCCAUUCUAGUUCCACACCAGAAAUGGCUUUUCAACCUCAACUCCCUAGUCAAGUCAUGCGUCCCGCUAUCAACCCUUUCGAAAUGGAUGAAGUCGAACCUGUCGGUACAGGACGUGUACGACCUCCAGGGAAUCUGAAGAAUACUCAUUCUGGUGGUGGGCCCGGAUUGACCGGAGUAGGAAGUGGAACAGGAAUAGGGAUAACACCUUCUGAAGUUGUUGGUGUUGUUCAACCUACAAGAAUGAAGCCUGUCCGUGCACAAACUGGUUCCACAACCACAACCUCACCAACAAAAGCUCGUCCCAGGCGAUCGCUAUCCACUGACACGUAUGGUCUAGAUGGGACGGCCCCCUUAACGGCGGGACAGAAAACAGCAGCUGAGGAAAAGAAAGCAAGUAGACACGCGGAUGUCAUAGAUACUUGGGACCCGACGGGUUUAGGCAGUGCGAUGUGGCAUCACUCCGGACCAUACGAUGCUGCUGCUCCAUCACGUAACCUCAAUCUUCCGCCUUCCAAAGCUCCCAUGCAGGCGUUCCAUGGUCCGCCCGUUACCUCACCCCCUCGAGGUGUGGCCACCAUCUCUCUGUCUUCUCCACCCCCGGUCCCAGGCAAGAUCCCCACCGGCGACGUCCCAGAGAUGCCGACAAGACCGGUGAGGAAAGGUCAAUCUGCAAUUCGAGACAAACAUACUCAGUCGCGUCGGAUCUCGGGCGGCGGAUUGACUGGCCAAUACUCAACAAGCAUGCCGUCCAGUGGCGCUUACUUUCCCGUAUUGAGGGAGAAUGGAAUGGAAGACACUCAACCAAGGAAAGGAUGGAAUAAUGCGUUGAAAGAGGCUUGGGGCACACAAGAUCCUGAGCCGUUUGAAGACUUUGGGCAAUCGCCAGGGGAGAUGCAAGAAUUCGAUUUCAGUGCUGGUCCUGCCGUUCCUGUUGACGAAUACGCCGUGGAACCGAAACCUCUUCGCUCUCCUGGCCUACGCAACGCACCUGCUCCCCGUUCUCCGGGGAUGCGUGAAGACAUGCCGUCGCCUAGUUCCGAAAUGCCCCCUGGAGCGUAUAGGACCAACUCGAACACUGCAGGGGGACCUCCGACCGGAGGUGUCAAACGCACCAAAUCGUUGAUGCAAAAACUCAAAACUAUGGUGCGUCAACGAGCCUCUUCGAUCGAGGACUCUGCAAACUUCCGUCCCCAAUUACCGAAUCAUCGUCCUCUCAUGCAUCCCGGAAUGCGUGCUCCGUCCAGUCCAGGCUGGGCUGAGGACGACGCGGUAGAGGAAGAACUCGCGGAUAAUAUGGAUGGAAGGUAUGCAGAUGCGGAUGCCGAAGACAUUUUCACCAGUCCUCGUGCUACGCCUACGCCUACGGGUACGGGGGAGAUGGGACAAUGGACUGGUCGUACUGAAAGACAAGUCAGACAUUCGAUCUUGAUUCCUCUUCGUCAACUUGCAGAUAUUCUUUCUCUCGUGGAUAUACUGCUUGUGACGUUUUGUUAUCGAAAGAUCGAGUCUCGUGACAUUCAUCAAAAAAGAUUGUUGUUGGAAUUAUGGGAGAAAGGAGAAAGGCUGAUCUCGUUUCAGCGCGAGAAUCAACGUUCUUCAUCUCCUAAACAAUCACCAACGACGGAAAUGCCCCCUAUGCCAAUCGAUACCGAUCGUCCCUACAUCCCCGAUACUCCUCAGAAGAAUAAAAAGUCUUUCCGAUCCAACUUACCCAACAUUUCUCCGACCAAAUCUUCUCCAAAACGGGAAGGUAAAGACGAAGUCGGCAUUGUUUCUUUGCCGAACUCGGCGUCGUCUUCUUCGGAUGGAGGUUUUGUUUUGGUCGAAUCGCCAAAUAAAGCUCGUAUGAAAACCUCUCGACCUACACCACCUCUUCCGAAUGCCGCAACUCUUUCAGACCCCGUACCCUCUCUGCAAAACGCUCUACCCCCUCUGCCAAACGCUGCGACAUCUGGAUCGGGUUAUAUCCCAGUGAAACAGGAGGGGAUGGAACAAGAAGAAAUCCUUGAAGAUACACCGUCUGAUCAAGUCACACAGAAACAAGUGGGAAUGAGAAAGAAACCAGCCGUAACUGUCAAUAGGACAAAAGGACUUCCUAGACCACCGGUGGGACCUGUCAUGCCGGAAUUUGACGAUUUGGUCAUUGGUCGUCCUUCAUCUGCAGCUAGCGGGGAAGUGAAAAGGAAACCUUCGGUGGUGAAGAAGAUGAGGGAGAAGAUUGGGAAGUGAUUGGUGACAUCGUCGUCAGGCGGUUGAAAUAUAUCGGAAAGGAAGAGUGAUGAACUUGUAGGGACACCAUUGAAAUGGAGAUGGCUUGAGAAGCGGUAUGCGAAGGUUUACGAGGAAACAAACCGAGUGAGGUUGGAUAAGAGAUGAAGAGUAAAGGGUGAACGAUGGAAUGGGGAAAACCACACAUUUCUUGAUGAGACAUGUCAUUUGGACGAUGUCGAUGGUGGAACAAAAGUGGAGCAGAUUAGAUGACUAUUCAGAGAAAGGUUCAAAUAAGAAUACAAGUAAUGGAGAUGAGAGAUGAUAAAAUUUGGACAGUAUUGUAGCUAAGUGGAUGAAAUGUGCAGUAAGAAUUGAUAGUAUGUAUGAUCCCGUCUGUAUACAUUACGAG
Molecule: messenger RNA, 2848 nt
Organism: Tremella mesenterica DSM 1558
Lineage: Eukaryota; Fungi; Basidiomycota; Tremellomycetes; Tremellales; Tremellaceae
Exons: 7
Coding region: 1-2457 (818 amino acids)
Cellular component (GO): cytoplasm
Source: RefSeq, a predicted model, not a curated record